Molecule: messenger RNA, 4554 nt
Organism: Python bivittatus (Burmese python)
Lineage: Eukaryota; Metazoa; Chordata; Lepidosauria; Squamata; Pythonidae
Source: RefSeq, a predicted model, not a curated record
UGGGUUUUUAUACUUCUGCUGAGCAUGGGUUUUGAAAACGCACACCCUCCAAACUCCGCCACGUCUCUCUUUCAGGAAAGCUGCUUCCAUGGCGUUUGGGGAAUGCCUCCCGGCUCAGGAUCCAUCCCCGGCCAGCAACCUUGAACUCCAGCACAGAUCGCUGAAGUGCAGAUAGCGAAGCGGAGAGAAGGCCAGCGUCGUUUUCGAGAGGGGCUGGUGGCCCCGGGAAUGACCGCUUCGGUGAGCCAUGAUUCCAGUCACGGAAUUGCGUUACUUUGCCGAUACCCAGCCGGCGUAUCGUAUCCUGAAGCCCUGGUGGGACGUCUUUACAGAUUACAUCUCCAUCGUGAUGUUAAUGAUUGCAGUAUUUGGUGGGACACUACAAGUCACCCAGGACAAAAUGAUUUGUUUGCCUUGCAAAUGGGUUACCAAAGAUGCUUGCAACGAUUCUUCCCGUGAAUGGACAGCUGCAAACUUGGACUCGAAUUACUACAAUACUUCUCUGGGGUCACCCCUGGACCCUGGGCCUACAGGGAUCAAAUAUGAUCUUGACCGGCAUCAGUAUAACUAUGUGGAUGCUGUGUGUUAUGAAAACCGCCUUCACUGGUUUGCCAAAUAUUUCCCUUACCUAGUCCUGCUGCACACACUCAUCUUUUUGGCUUGUAGCAACUUCUGGUUCAAGUUUCCAAGGACCAGCUCCAAGCUGGAGCAUUUUGUCUCCAUCCUGUUGAAAUGCUUUGACUCUCCUUGGACCACGAGGGCUCUGUCUGAGACGGUGGUGGAGGAAAGUGAUCCUAAGCCAGCCUUUGGGAAGAUGAAUGGUUCUAUGGAGAAGAAAUCUUCCAAUGUCAGUGAAGAUGUGGAAGCCACUGCCCCAGUGCUGCAGAGGACCAAGUCUCGGAUUGAGCAAGGAAUUGUAGACCGAACAGAGAAUGGUGUCUUGGACAAGAAGGAAGGAGAGCAAGCCAAGGCACUAUUUGAGAAGGUCAAGAAGUUCCGCACACACGUGGAAGAAGGGGAUAUUGUCUACCGCCUCUAUAUGAGGCAAACCAUCAUCAAAGUGAUCAAGUUCAUCCUCAUCAUUUGCUACACUGUCUAUUAUGUCAACAACAUAACCUUUGACAUUGAUUGCAAAGUGGACAUUGAGAGUCUGACUGGCUAUCGCAUGUAUCGUUGUGCUCACCCUCUGGCAACCCUCUUCAAAAUCCUGGCUUCCUUCUACAUCAGCCUCGUGAUCCUCUACGGCCUGAUCUGUAUGUACACACUCUGGUGGAUGCUCCGUCGAUCCCUCAAGAAGUAUUCCUUUGAGUCCAUCCGGGAGGAGAGUAGCUACAGUGACAUUCCUGAUGUGAAAAAUGACUUUGCCUUCAUGCUGCAUCUGAUCGACCAGUACGACCCCCUCUAUUCCAAGCGUUUUGCCGUCUUCCUCUCGGAAGUGAGUGAAAAUAAGCUCAGGCAGCUGAACCUCAACAACGAAUGGACUUUGGAGAAACUGCGCCAAAGGAUCACCAAGAACUCCCAGGAUAAGUUGGAGCUUCACCUCUUCAUGCUUAGUGGCAUUCCAGAUACGGUCUUUGACCUCAUUGAGCUGGAGGUUUUAAAACUGGAGCUCAUUCCUGAUGUCACCAUACCCCCCAGUAUUGCUCAGCUCACCAGCCUCAAGGAACUGUGGCUGUAUCACACCGCAGCCAAAAUAGAGGCCCCAGCCCUUGCCUUCUUAAGGGAAAACCUGAAAUCUUUACACAUCAAAUUCACAGACAUUAAGGAGAUCCCACUGUGGAUUUACAGCUUGAAGACUCUAGAAGAGCUCCAUCUGACGGGGAACCUGAGUGCCGAAAACAAUCGGUACAUUGUGAUCGACGGUCUACGGGAGUUGAAGAGGCUUAAAGUGUUGAGGCUGAAGAGCAAUUUGACCAAGCUGCCCCAGGUGGUGACGGACGUUGGUGUCCAUCUCCAGAAACUGUCCAUCAACAAUGAAGGGACCAAGCUCAUGGUUCUGAAUAGCCUGAAGAAGAUGGUCAACUUGACAGAACUAGAACUCAUCCGCUGUGACCUGGAGCGCAUCCCUCACUCUAUCUUCAGCCUCCACAACCUCCAGGAGAUUGACCUCAAAGACAACAACCUCAAGACCAUUGAAGAGAUCAUCAGCUUCCAGCACCUACAUCGCCUCACUUGCCUUAAACUGUGGUACAACCAAAUUGCCUACAUCCCUGUGCAGAUUGGCAACCUUACCAACCUGGAGCGCCUUUACCUUAACCGCAACAAGAUUGAGAAGAUCCCCACCCAACUUUUCUUUUGCCGGAAACUUCGGUAUUUGGAUCUCAGCCACAAUCUUUUGACUUGCAUACCAGCGGAAAUCGGAGCACUGCAGAAUCUGCAGAACCUCGCUGUUACAGCUAAUAAGAUCGAGGCUCUGCCCGCCGAGCUGUUCCAGUGCCGAAAGCUACGGACUUUGCACCUGGGGAACAACGUGUUGCAGUCCCUGCCCUCCCGGGUGGGAGAGUUGACCAACCUGUCUCAGAUCGAACUGCGGGGGAACCGUUUGGAGUGCCUGCCGGUGGAGCUGGGGGACUGCCCCUUGCUGAAACGCAGUGGGCUGGUGGUGGAGGAAGACCUGUUCAACACGUUGCCUUUGGAGGUGAAGGAGCGCCUCUGGCGGGCGGAUAAAGAGCAAGCUUGAAAGGAGGAGGAGGAAGCGACGCCUCGAGCUGCAGGCUGGUCCAUGUCCGAUCUCUGACCAAGGGGGCCAGGGAACCCCAGGCUGACCCCGUCCCCUGGCCCCCUGCUCCUGCAAACACACACUUAACCAAGGAGAGGAGCUGUGGCCAGGAACUACCACGAGUGGGUGGGAAGGAGACGGGCUGCUGCUUCAGAAAGGAGGGGAGAAUGAACUCGGGGGGCAGGGCAAGGAUCGUGGCAUGGUUGCUCUCUGUGGGACGGGCAGUGGGGACGUGGUCCGCCCCUGCGAGAAAACGAGACUGAGGCUGGUGUGCUCGGAAGGAUGACCCGCUGCUGUGUGUUGGGGCAGACAGCCUGACCCUGCUGCUGUUUCGUGUGCCCGGGCACCGUCCAGGAACUGAACACUUUGCCCCAUCCAAAGACAGGAACAGCGUUCCACUGUCCGACUAUGCAUCACACAAAGUCCAGCCCUGGCUCCAAUGAUUAUGCUCAGCUACUCUCGGAUGAGUGGAUAGGAGAAGAUUCAGACUUAAUUUUUUUUCGACGGUGGCAUUUUUUUUUAAAUUUUGUAUUUUACUUUGGGACUCUUUUGCAAAAGUGUGUCUUCAACCCUUCUCCCCUUGCGCGGGGAUCGCCAAUUAGGACUUUCCUGCGGUCCCCAAAUCUUGGUGGCUACGGCAGGAAUUUUGGAAUGGAAGAUCACGGCGUUUCCACCUGAAGAAUGCCAGCCUGUGUUUUUCCGGUGAAAAAGUCUUCGCGGUUGCAAAAACAUUAAACGUUGAGAGUGGGUAGGGGACGUUGUUAAUUUUUAAACUGACGUAUAACAUUCCUUAUAGCACACAGGACUUAAAACAUGGCUGCAGUUGAGAAAUUCCCAUUGGAGAGGAACGUGGGCACCAAUGAUCAGAACUCUAAAAAAGAACCCUUAAUGUAUACGGUAUACUUCCCCCCCCCUUUAAUCUGCUACCAGGAAGUUAAAACUACAUCAAUGUUCCCUGUUCUCUUUAUGUUUGUUUGUUUGGAAUAACAGCUGGCCUGUUUUUUUUUUAUUAUUAUUUUUGUUUUCGGCGCCUUGACUGUCCUCCGAGAAGGGAUGGAGUUCUGCUUCUAUUGUCUGGUUUGACGCUGCGCCAAACGGCUCGUCAACGGAGAACCGAGUGGGGUUGAUUCCCUCCUCGGGGUUAAAAAGGAGCAGCAGAAAAAACACUGCAGGGGUUAGGGGGUGUGGGAAGAGGUCUUGUUGCAAAAGGGGGGGAGGCCUGUUCUGCAAGGAAGCGAGAAAUGAGUCGAAUUUGCACUGCCGCCCGGCACGCCUGUCCUAGUGCAAAGCUGAUGCUUUGACCCCUCCGGCCCCCCAAGGGGUCGAAACUUUACAUCCUGUUGCAACUGGAAAACCCCGCCUGCCAGGUGGGUGAGAAAUAAAACUCGGCCAGGAUGGAGCCCCCGUCCCACCGUAUCCAGAAGGCCUGGGGCUUGCGGGACGUGCAGUUCCAAAACGUAUAUACAUAUUAAAAUAAAAUUCCGCGUUGGGAAGGGAGCUUCCCCAUUGGGUUGAAAAUGAAAUGCUCAGGUGCAGAUUCUGUGAGAAGAAGGGAGGCUGCGGGUGGAGUGGCCAAAGCUGGUUGCCACAUAUCCGGGCACCUCUGCAGCUGGGAAGUUAGUCUUGUCCAAAUCCCGGAGGGGUGUCAGACCCCCUUCCCUCUCCCGGCUCCCCUUUUUUCUGCAGUAAACAGGACAAAGCCGUUUGCGAGCUCCCUGCUGCCUCCGUCCGCUGUAAUAGGAAGGAUUUUUGCACACUAGCCAUGCUACCACGUGAAAAGCAAUGUUACCCAGGCGCUGGCAUUGUUCAUGUUUAAAAUAAAGCUACAUGGAAAU